CAUCAUCAUUUUGACAUAAACCUGUAAAAAAACACACACAAAAAAAAUACAAAUGUUAACUUAGACUACAGUCCAAUCCAAAAUCACUUCACCGGCGAACAAUGUCAUCAUCAUCACUCCAAUCACCACCGCCACAAACCACCACAACCACCACCACAACAAUCUCCAACAACAACUUCAUGCUCCCGGGCCCACCUUCUCGCAACAACUUCGGUUCCGCCGACCUUCUAUCCACCACUAAUCUCCUCGCUUACGCCGCCGGCAGUUCCGUCGCCAUCGUUGACUCACGGUCAAUGCAACUGAUUUCCGUACAUCCUAUUCCUUCUCCUCCUUCAUCAUCUCUUUCUCCUUACAUUACAUCCGUACGAUGGUGCCCUACUUCUCUUCGUAUGGACCUUCUCUCACAUGAUCCAACUUCUUCUCACUCUCAUUUGCUUUUAGCUGCUGGCGAUCGUCAAGGCCGGAUUUGUAUAAUUGAUCCACGUGUCAUCGCUACAAAAUCGGUUUUAAUUUCACCUGUUAUUUUCCUUCAUACGGAUCCGGUUUCUAAAUUAGGUGUUCAGGAUUUGAGCUGGAUCCGAACCGGAUCUGGAUCCGGAUCCGAUUCGUGGAUCAUUGCCGCGAUUACCGGAUCCUCUUUGCUUUCGCUUUUUCAAACUUCUGUUACUGGCCGUUGUUUCUUCAAAUACGACGUCGCUCCGGAGGUUUUCUCGUCCGUACAACGUGAUCCGUUUGAUUCGCGUCAUUUUGUUGUUGUAGGUUUGAAAGGAUUUUUGUUAUCGGUUAAAGUACACGGCGAUAGUUCCGAAUCCGACGUCGUUUUGCGCGAGCUUCAGAUUCCGACGGAUUCGUCGGAAUUGAGUAAGCUUGAACGAGACGGUGCUGUGAGUUCUGGCGAUACGCCUGCGGCUGCGUUGUAUCCGAAUUACGUGGCGAAAGUAGCGUUCUCGCCGCAUUGGAAAAAUAUAUUGUAUGUGACAUUUCCUAGGGAAUUGGUUGUGUUUGACUUGCAAUAUGGGAAGGUGCUGUGGCGAGGAGGUUUGCCGAGAGGUUGUGGAAAGUUUAUGGAUGUGUUGCCGGAUCCGAGCUUGGAGGCUGUUUAUUGUGCUCAUUUUGAUGGACGGCUUAGCGCUUGGCGGCGAAAGGAAGGAGAGCAGGUCCACGUAAUGUGCAUGAUGGAAGAAUUGAUGCCUUCACUUGGUACGCCUGUCCCUUCUCCCUCAGUUCUUGCAGUUGUCAUCUCUCGAUCAGAUUCCACCCUUCAAAAUGUUCGUAAGCUUCUUUCUGAUGGACAUCAUUCUUCAACGCCUGACACGGAAGUUGAUAUGGACUUUGACAAUCCUUUUGACUUUUGUGAUGAAUUUCAAGUAAUUUCUAAAACACAUGUGUUAUCCAUUACUGAUGAUGGAAAAAUAUGGAAUUGGCUUCUGACUGCUGAGGGCCCAACAGAGAAUCAAAAAGAUGCAGCAGAUGUUGGCGUUGUUGCAGAUAGCAGUAAUGUUCCAGCUCUAGAUACAACUGCUGAUGGAGUGGAUUCUUCCCUUGAUCCUGUGAAGGAUGUGGUUAAACAAACCGAUAAGGAGAAUAUAAAAAAGGGUCGUUCAUCAGCCUCCAAAUGGAACCAGGAUGAUCUUGUACUUAAGUUCAGUCUAGUUGGCCAGCUGCAUCUUCUUUCCUCAGCGGUGACUAUGUUAGCUGUACCAUCCCCUUCUUUAACUGCUACUUUGGCACGUAUUACAUGUGAAGGAGGAGGAAACCAUCCUGCUGCAGCUGUUCCACUAGUUGCUCUGGGAACUCAGAGUGGGUCAGUUGAAAUUGUUGAUGUUUCUGCAAAUGCUGUUGCUGCAAGUUUUUCUAUCCAUGAUAGUGUUGUAAGAGGAUUAAGGUGGCUAGGAAAUUCAAGACUGGUCUCAUUCUCAUACAAUCAGGGAAAUGAGAAGACUGGUGGAUAUACUAAUAGGCUUGUCGUGACUAAUCUCCGGACUGGCCUUAAUCGAACAUUUAGGGUCUUACAGAAACCAGAGCGAACACCCAUAAGAGCUCUGCGGGCUUCGUCUUCCGGAAGGUAUCUAUUGAUAUUGUUUCGUGAUGCACCUGUUGAGGUUUGGGCGAUGACAAAGACUCCAAUCAUGCUUAGGUCUUUAGCUCUUCCGUUUACAGUACUGGAAUGGACUCUUCCUACUGUUCCACGCCCAUCACAGACAGGAACAUCCAAGCAAACUGAUGCUUCUGUGCCACCAGAUGGGAUGGUAUCCCAGGCAGACUCUAAGACAGUGAGUCCAGAUGGAUCGCAAGAAGAAUUUUCUGAGAGUUUUGCAUUUGCCUUGGUAAAUGGUGCUCUAGGGGUGUUUGAAGUUCACGGGCGAAGGAUUCGAGACUUCAAACCAAAGUGGCCUACUUCUUCACUUGUUUCUUCUGAUGGACCAGUCAGAGCUAUGGCUUAUCGUUUGCCUCAUGUGGUCAUGGGGGACAGGUCAGGGAAUAUACGGUGGUGGGAUGUUACAACUGGACAAUCCUCCUCUUUCAACACUCACCGGGAAGGCAUUCGCAGAAUUAAGUUUUCACCUGUUGUUCCUGGAGAUCGUAGCCGUGGACGUAUUGCUGUAUUGUUUAAUGACAAUACAUUUUCGGUAUUUGAUCUUGAUUCACCAGAUCCAUUAGCCAACUCCCUACUACAGCCUCAGUUUCCCGGAACCCUUGUUCUUGAACUCGAUUGGUUGCCUGUGCGAACUGAUAAAAGUGAUCCAUUAGUAUUGUGUAUUACUGGAGCCGAUAGUAGCUUUCGACUUAUUGAGGUUAACAUUGACAAAAGAAUUGGUUACGAAGCCCAGUCUGGACCUAUGAAAGAACGAUUUCGGCCAAUGCCUUUGUGCUCUCCUAUAUUACUUCCUACAGCACAUGCCUUGGCACUGCGGCUGAUCUUGCAAUGUGGUGUUAAGUCUUCAUGGUUUAACACAUACAGUAUGAUUACCAAUAAAGAUAAUUCUCAGCUAUCAAAAAGUGCAUCAUCUGUAGGAGAUCUUCGUAGUUAUUUAAUCGAUAUACCAACUAUUGGUGACUCCGUUGUGCCAGAGUUGCUUCUUAAGGUAUUAGAGCCUUACCAGAGAGAAGGUUGCAUACUUGAUGAUGAGAGGGUGCGACAGUAUGCCGCUAUACUUGAUAAAGGUUCAUUUGCAAGAUUCUCUUUCGCUGCUGCAAUAUUUGGUGAAACGUCAGAGGCUUACUUUUGGCUGCAAUUGCCUCGCGCACUUAAGCAUUUAAUGAACAAUCUGGCUAACAAGUCUCAGCAAAAACCCACAAUAAAAUCAUCUUCUUCAGAAACUGAUGACGUGUCAUUGCUUAGUAGGAUAUCCUCUAAAGGAAAAUCAGGGACUGGCUCAAGUAAAAAGAACACGGUGAGUGAUGGUGAACUAAAGUUGAUGGCUUUUGAACAAGAAGAGUUGUGGGAGGGUGCUAGUGAACGUAUAACCUGGCAUGAAAAGUUGGAGGAUGAAGAGGCUAUUCAGAACCGUGUGCAUGAGCUUGUGUCAAUUGGUAACCUGGAAGCUGCUGUCAGUUUAAUGCUUUCUACUCCUCCAGAGAGCCCGUACUUCUAUCCAAAUGCUUUGCGUGCCGUUGCUCUUUCAUCUGCAGUGUCAAAAUCCCUUAAUGAACUAGCAGUAAAGGUGGUUGCAGCAAAUAUGGUAGAGACCGAUAGGUCAUUGUCUGGUACCCAUCUCCUAUGCGCUGUUGGGAGGUAUCAAGAAGCUUGUUCGCAGCUACAAGAUGCAGGAUACUGGACAGAUGCUGCAACGUUGGCAGCAACUCAUUUAAAAGGAACUGAUUAUGCAAGGGUAUUACAUAGAUGGGCUGAACAUGUCCUUCGUGCUGAACAUAACAUCUGGAGAGCCCUGGUUUUGUACAUAGCAGCCGGUUCAUUACAAGAUGCACUGGCAGCACUCCGAGAGGCUCAGCAACCUGAUACAGCUGCAAUGUUCAUUAUUGCCUGUCGGGAAAUCCAUGCUGAAUUUCUUGAAAACCUAGAUGCCGACAAAGAUUCUGAUCUUUCAAUCAAAGAAAAGUUGCUUAUUUUACCUGGAUUGAACCCAGAAAACGAAGACGUAAUAGCCGUUGGUGAAUUAUACGGACAGUUCCAACAAAAACUUGUCCACUUGUGCAUGGAUUCUCAACCAUUUUCAGACUAGAAGACAUAUAUUCAAAUUAGUUGACUCAAAAUCUGAACUUACUGUAAUUAAGGCUAGGUACAAGUUGAUAUUGAAGUGGGAAAAAGGCGUAGUUGAACUUGUUAUAUGUAUAUCUGGGAUUACUUUAUAAUUGACCAUUGUUGUGGUCUGUAUAAGGGUUAGAGGAACCAAUUUUGGUCAUAUUGGAUAAUGUAAGUUAAAGAUUUUGGGAACUUGUAUCGUACAAAUGCUUAGACUCGUUUUUGUCUAGGUUAAAUACUGUGGCAGUUUGAGCUUGUGAUAUCUUAAUAUUAUAUUUUAUUCUAA
This is a messenger RNA of Erigeron canadensis, 4490 nucleotides long. RefSeq names its product WD repeat-containing protein 11-like. Gene Ontology annotation, molecular function: protein binding. The coding region runs from base 102 to 4184 and encodes 1360 amino acids. The transcript has 20 exons. Gene Ontology annotation, cellular component: cytoplasm. The record is from RefSeq and is a predicted model, not a curated record. NCBI's taxonomy places the organism in Eukaryota, Viridiplantae, Streptophyta, Magnoliopsida, Asterales, Asteraceae.